Messenger RNA from Zingiber officinale, 1931 nucleotides. RefSeq names its product MLO-like protein 1. The transcript is spliced from 14 exons. Lineage: Eukaryota; Viridiplantae; Streptophyta; Magnoliopsida; Zingiberales; Zingiberaceae. The coding region runs from base 165 to 1685 and encodes 506 amino acids. Gene Ontology annotation, biological process: defense response. Gene Ontology annotation, cellular component: membrane. The record is from RefSeq and is a predicted model, not a curated record.
CCGUUCGCCACUUUUCCGGUUGUCGCGCAGGGGUUGAAAAAAAAAAGCGGAGAUUUUGGCUAGACUUUCCGAUCAAAGAGUUCAAAGAACUAGUUUUGAUUUUUUCUUCCGUCUCUCUGGACCUCGAUUGAGUGAGAGAGACCUCUGAUUCUGGUGGAGUAGGAAUGGCGGAGGGCGGCGGAGCUGGAGAAGCCGCGUCCGGUGACAUGAAGCUUGAGUUCACUCCCACAUGGAUUGUCGCCUCUGUUUGCUUCAUCAUCAUCUUCGUUUCGCUGUUCGUCGAGCGCCUCCUCCACCGCCUCGGAAAGGUCCUCAAGAGGAAGAACCAGAAGCCUCUCUUCGACGCCCUCCAGAAGGUGAAAGAAGAGUUAAUGCUUCUGGGGUUCAUUUCGCUGCUGCUCACGGUGCUCCAGGGUGCGAUCCAAAAGAUCUGCAUCCCUCAAGGAUGGACCCACCACAUGCUUCCCUGCAAGAGGGAGGAUUCCACUGACAACCAUGGUACUUCCCACUUCCAGUCUGUGUUUUCUGCUGGCAUCUAUGGAGGCCAUCGAAGGCUGCUCUCAGGGGGUGGAUCGGAGGCAUCUCAUUGCUUGAACAAGGGAAAAGUUCCAUUGUUGUCGCUUGAGGCAAUACAUCAACUUCAUAUCUUUAUCUUUGUACUGGCAGUCACUCAUGUUGCUUUUAGUGCCCUAACUAUGCUUUUAGGAGGAGCCAAGAUUCGUCAAUGGAAGCAAUGGGAGGAAUCUAUCCAGCAAGAAACCAAAGAAAAUGGUGUAGCUCCAAAAAGGGUAAGGCAUGUGAAUCAAAUUCAAUUUAUCAGAGACCGCUUCAAGGGUAUUGGUGCAAACUCAGUGAUCAUGAGUUGGUUGCAUUCAUUUGUCAAACAAUUCUACGGGUCGGUCACAAAAUCUGAUUACACCACCAUGAGGCUGGGUUUCAUCAUGACUCAUUGCAAAGCCAAUCCAAAGUUUGACUUCCACAAGUAUAUGAUUCGGGCACUUGAAGCUGAUUUCAAGAAAGUUGUUGGUAUAAGUUGGUAUCUCUGGGUGUUUGUCUUCAUUUUCUUGUUGCUGAAUGUUAAUGGUUGGCACACAUACUUUUGGAUAUCAUUCAUCCCUCUGAUUCUGCUGCUUGCUAUUGGCACUAAACUGGAGCAUGUGAUUACCCAGUUGGCUCAUGAGGUUGCUGAAAAACAUUCUGCGAUUGAAGGAGAUUUGGUCGUCAAACCAUCCGAUGAUCACUUCUGGUUCCACCAACCACGCAUUGUCCUGUACUUGAUACACUUUAUCCUGUUUCAAAAUGCCUUUGAGAUUGCAUUUUUCUUCUGGAUUUUUACCACAUAUGGCUUCAAUUCAUGCAUCAUGGAUCGGGUCAGUUUUAUAGUCCCCAGACUUGUCAUUGGGGUUAUCAUUCAACUCCUCUGCAGCUACAGCACACUACCCCUCUAUGCUAUUGUCACCCAGAUGGGAAGUUACUUCAAGAGAGCUAUAUUCGACGAGCAUGUGCAAGAGGGGCUUCUAGGUUGGGCACAAAAUGUAAAGAGGCACAAGGGUGGAAAGGCGGGCAAUGGGCUCGCCAAAACAAACAAAAAUGAGAAUGAAUCUUUGAGGCAGGUUGAGAUGGAAAGGUUGGACGGACAGAGGGCAGUUUACAACCUGGAAGAAGGAAGAGCUGGAGUUAACUAGAUCAAGUAUAUCUAUGAUCAAAUAGCCUAGCAUAUAUAUACACACACAUAUUAUCCUAUACUGUCAUCAAUGCGAAUCAUAUUAUCUCUUUUGUAUGUUAUUCCUUGUUGUAUCGGUAGAAAUCAAACGAAAGCUCGACUGCUCCAGUGGAGUUUUCUAGUUAGAGGUAUCCUUUUGAGAUAUGAGAGUUGUAUGGAUAUAUGUUAAUGUUGGAUUUGUUUUGUUUCUAUGAGGGCCAGUUCACAA